AUGUCAAAGGAAUCCACGCCGGUGCCCAUUCUAUCGUAUAAGAAGCCGCUGCUGAAGGCUUCUAGUGCCACAGCUUCGAAUACCGCCUCUUAUCCCCAGCUGCCCCAACUGUCGAGUGCUGUGGCUAGUCCUAUAGUAUCAGCGCCAGGAACGCCGCUACUGGCAGCCACGCCCAAAUUAGGAGGGACAAGAAAAGUUUCAUCCCGUCGAAAGGCUUUGCAGGAGUACUACAAGUUGCAGGAGGCAGAGAGCCAGAAGCAACCGGAGACCGAGCUUCAUGGAAUAGGAAUCACUAUCACGGAGCCAGAAGAUACUGAAGGAGGACGUGAAGUCAUCCCUGGAAAUAAAAACCAAAAUAUUGCCGAUGGACAGGAUCCAGCUGGCAGCGAGAAAGAACAGAUUAGUGAAGUGGACAUCGAAAGUCUAAAAGAUGCUGGGGAGUUGGAGAAGUACAUUAGGACAGCCAGAAUAGAGGAGAUGUUGAGGUUGCGCAACCAGGCCGCCAAUAAACUCAACCACCAUGAUGUGGAGAAAAAAUCCAUUAUUUAUGACAAUUACUACGAGCUUAUCAAGCUCAGCCAGGUGUUGAGCAACCUCGACGUGUCUUCAGCGAAGACCAAUCCACUCAAUAUGGAGGAGAAGCCCAAGGUGACGGAUCAGUAUGUGAACGAAGUAUUGGGAGACCUCACAGAGUUUCUUGCUGGCGAGGGGACGAUCUUCAACCAAGAUUUUGAGCUGGUAGCCGAAACUAUCAGAGGAGGCAUGGACGAUGCCGAUUCGGUUGCCAGUGUUCGAGGCAUUGCAUCUUGA
This is a messenger RNA of Sungouiella intermedia, 810 nucleotides long. NCBI's taxonomy places the organism in Eukaryota, Fungi, Ascomycota, Pichiomycetes, Serinales, Metschnikowiaceae. The record is from the annotation of a GenBank genome assembly.